AGAGGCGGAGAGAUAUGGUCGGAUUUUGGCAAUAUUGUACAAAAAGAAUCUACAAGCCUUGACUGUGGUCUGGAUCUGAGGGAUGUUUCCCAAGAAGUUCUUCUGUCACCUUUACCCUCUUGUGAGGUGACAGGUCAGUGGCAUGGCUGCUGUAUGUUCACAUCUGGAGCUAGGUGUUUAUGCUUGACUUAAGCCACUUAUGCCCUUGACAUUUGAAAGUAGUGAGAGAUACGGCAUUUUUGAGACUUGGAAUGACACCUGCCCUAUGGUUUCUUAAUCAUGUUGGUUGCUCUUUUAAAAGAGAAUAAUUGCUCAGUUGUUGGUAGCAUUAAUGCAAAUAAGCAAUUGGGUUAAUUACUGGUUGUUUCUUCCUUUGAAGCUGAUGGUAGUGGUUGGAGGACAAGCACCGAAAGCUAUCCGCAGUGUAGAAUGUUACGAUUUUAAAGAAGAACGUUGGCACCAAGUAGCUGAGCUGCCUUCCAGAAGAUGCAGAGCAGGAGUGGUAUAUAUGAGUGGCCUUAUCUUUGCUGUUGGUGGAUUCAAUGGUUCCUUGAGGGUCCGCACAGUGGAUUCAUAUGAUCCAGUGAAGAACCAGUGGACAAGUGUUGCUAAUAUGCAAGAUAGAAGAAGCACUUUGGGAGCUGCAGUAUUAAAUGGACUUCUGUAUGCUGUGGGAGGAUUUGAUGGAAGCACAGGGUUAUCCUCAGUAGAAGCUUAUAAUAUGAAGACUAAUGAAUGGUUUCAUGUGACUCCAAUGAAUACAAGAAGAAGUAGUGUUGGUGUAGGUGUAGUUGGAGGUAUGUUGUAUGCUGUUGGUGGCUAUGAUGGUGCAUCACGUCAGUGCCUUAGUACAGUGGAAUGCUAUAAUUGUAAUUCAGAUGUAUGGACCUAUGUUGCAGAAAUGAGCACGAGACGUAGCGGAGCAGGAGUUGGUGUCUUAAACAACUUAUUGUAUGCAGUAGGAGGUCACGAUGGCCCUUUAGUUAGAAAAAGUGUUGAAGUGUAUGAUCCUGCCAUUAAUACAUGGACGCAGAUUGCAGAUAUGAACAUGUGUAGGAGAAAUGCAGGAGUUUGUGCUGUGAAUGGGCUCUUAUAUGUCAUUGGAGGAGAUGAUGGUUCCUGUAACUUGGCCACAGUGGAAUAUUAUAACCCAACAACAGAUAAGUGGACAGUUGUAUCUUCAUGUAUGAGUACAGGAAGGAGCUAUGCAGGUGUCACUGUUAUUGAUAAACCAUUGUGAGCUGGAACAAAUAUUUUUUCACUUUGAUUAUGCUCUAGACGCGAGCUUGAACAAGUGGUCUUGAAGCAAUUGAGCAUCAAAGCACUUCUCAGCUUGUAGCUGCAAACUGAGUUAUGUUGGAAGAUGUGAUCUGCUACAAUUAAGGCUGAAAAUGAAGAUUAUUCCAGGUUGAAGCAAUGUGUAGCAUUAUUUGAUAUUAAACUGCAUCUGACUGAGAUGUAGCAAAGUUGUAUGGACCACAAUUUUUAUUUGCUUGAUUUCUGGACAUAACCUUUCUUAAGGACCAAUCAUGUCUCAUGGUUGACUGUUGUUUUUUUUAAAGUGAAAGAUAAAGUAGUGUGUUCUGGUGAAAAUGAACUUGUCUGUUUUGCAAAGAAAGAGAGAAAUAUACAUGAACUGCAGGAUUUUGGCAGGGAUACUGCUUAUUUAUUUCAUUGAUAUCCCAUCAUUCCAGUAGAAAAAUAGGAUGCAAGGUAGCUAACAGUAAUACUAAGAACAAAACCACUGAAAUUACCACAAUAAACUGUAAACAUUAAAACAAUUCUAAAGGCCAGUUUGAAGAAAUGUGUCUGCACAGUUCAAGAGAAGGAGCUGAUUAUAAGGAGAGGGGCAUCCCAUAGACUAGGAGCAACACUAGAGAAAGUCCAUCCCCACCUGCCUGUCAAGUAGAUCCCCAGGCUGACAGUAUUCUCAGGAGGGACACCCCUAAAGAUAAACAUCUAGAUAGAUUCACAACAAGGCAGGUUGCCUCUUAGCCAGGCCUCAAGUAGUUUAGGACUUUAUAUGUUAAACCAAAACCUUGACUUGGGUCCAGAAAGCAAUUUCCAAACAGUGCUGAAUUUUCAGUACUGGGGUAAUAUAAUCUAAUAGUCACUUAGCAAUUUAGUUGCCACUCUUUGCACCAACAGAAGCUUCCAGACACACUGUGCAGAGGUAACCUCAUGUAAAGAGGAUCACAGUAGUCAAAACAGGAUGGAUAAAUGUUGACAUGAAAUGUACAGAGGAAAGAUCUGAAGUGAGGCACUUCUUGGCACUGCUACCAUUUUCAGAGUCCAAGGACUCCCAGGCUAUAAACCUGACCUUUACAGGGGAAACAUAGUCCAUUCCAAAUCACAUUGAAUCCCAAUACUAGAACCACCCUUUUUACUGACCAGCAGUACCUCUGUCUUGUCAGGGCUUAAUUUCAGCUUCUUAAUACCCAGAUAGCCCGUUACCAAAUCCAUCCAGCAUUCAAAGAUAUUUGCUUGCUUGGUGUUUUAGGUGGCAAGAAGCAAUAAUACUGGAUGUCAUUCCUAAGCUCUGAAUGUUUUUUUUCCAAUGGCUUCAUAGAUAACUGAAUAGCAUGUUAUCAGCAGUGUGGGUGGGGACAACACAGACCUCUAAGGGACAUCAUAUGCUAAAUGCCAAUACAUUAAACAGUAAGACCACUUUCUAGGUAUAGACUGACAAGAAGGUUAAUAAAAUACAGUGCCUCCCAUGGUGAAUCCAGGCUUAACAGGAUAUCAUAGUCAAUAAUAUUAAAAGCCACCAAGUGGUGUAAGAGAACAAAUAGGGCCAUAUUUUUCACAUCUGCUACCCAGUAUAAAUAAUCUGUCAAUGGAACCUAAGCAAUCUCAGUCCCAUUGUCAGCUAAAAGCCCAAUUGUUGUCCAGAAAUGCCUGACACUGCAGUGCCACAACCUUAUCAAUCACUAGCCAAGAAUGAUACAACCAAAACUAUUGUUGGCCAGAAUAACUGGAUCAAAUGUAGGUUUCUUUUAAUAGUCUUAUUAUUGUGUCCUCUAAACAAGCAGAGACAACAUCCUGCAAGGAAGUAUUACCUUCCUUAACCAUGACAACUAUACCACCUUGGCAUAUUUAAUCAGCCAGGAGGGGCAACAAUUGAGUAAACAAGUGGGAGCCUUCAGUGAUCCAGACAUACUGUCCUCACCUUCAAGAUCUAAAAACUGAAAGGAAUCCUAUAUAAUGUGACAAGCCGUUGUCAAGGUUAUAUCAACCUGACUUGCCUCAUUGUCAGAGACUUCAGGUAAACCUAGCCACUAACUGCAAAACAUACAGCAAGCCACUAACAGCUCUAGCACUCUGGGGAAGAAAGCCUUGCACAGUUUGGGAAACUAUCACUAAUCUGUACUGUACAGGCAGAACGGUGACACUGAAUUCCAGCUUAGUUCUAAAACCCAAUUUAGUAUUGAAAUUCAAAACAACAUAUUGAAUUCCAGCUUAAUGCUAUGAGCUGGCAUGAGAACUUGGGGGCUUUUCUAAAUCAUCACUGGUUAUAUUACUAUUGUGUGCAUAUUUAAGUGUGUGUAAGUACCUUUAUACUUUUUCGGAACUUGAUUGAUACUAUUUAUAAUUGGAUGGUACUCCCAAGUAUGCCUGUACUAUGUUGUAAAACAGAGUGUAUAUUUUGAUAUACCAAUGCUUUAAACCUAAUAAAUGCCACAGAAAAUUUAAUGCCAAAAUGUUUUUAACUUACGUAUUGGUGAUCCUUACUUGCUACUAUCUCCUUUGUUAUGUUUUGAUGUAUCUGACUUUGUUUUGGGGUUAAUAUUUGGCAUGGAUUUAAAUGCAGGUUUAUAAUGAAUGUAUGAAGCUCUGUUUUACUUGCAUGGCAUUUAAAACUAUUCCUGUGUAAUUCUAGCUGCUAUGAAAGACUAUGUACUGUAUGUGAAUAUGUUUGUAAGUACAAAAUAAAAAUCAGUUAAUUCCUGGAUGCUUUAAAUAUGACCAAAACCAUUGUCAGUUUGACCUGUUUACUUUAAUAAAACUUUGCAUAUUUGUUUUUCA
Molecule: messenger RNA, 4026 nt
Organism: Sceloporus undulatus (fence lizard)
Lineage: Eukaryota; Metazoa; Chordata; Lepidosauria; Squamata; Phrynosomatidae
Product: kelch-like protein 2
Exons: 7
Coding region: 332-1240 (302 amino acids)
Molecular function (GO): protein binding
Source: RefSeq, a predicted model, not a curated record